This is a messenger RNA of Manis javanica (Malayan pangolin), 9135 nucleotides long. NCBI's taxonomy places the organism in Eukaryota, Metazoa, Chordata, Mammalia, Pholidota, Manidae. The record is from RefSeq and is a predicted model, not a curated record.
CCUGCCUGUGGGGGCCCCACCCUCCUCCAGAACAUCUUCCCUGCCUCCCCAGGGGCCACCCUGCUGGGGCCCCAAGGACCCCUGGCCUCCAGCCAGCCAGCAGCCUUCCACAUCACUGCUUCACUGCCCAUCAGCUCCACACACUGGGACUUUGGUGACGGCUCCCCCAAGGUGGACGUGGCUGGUCCGGCCGCCACCCACCACUAUGUGCUGCCCAGAUGCCAUCACGUGACAGCUGUGCUGGCCCAGGGGGCUGGCUUGGCUUGGCUUGGGGUGGACGUGAAGGUGGAGGCAGCGCCUGCUGCACUGGAGCUUGUGUGUCUGGUUUCGGUGCGGAGUGAGGAGACCCUUGUCAGUGUCCGAAAUUGUGGCAGCUCAGACCUGGACGCCACCUACAGCAUCAUGACCCUGGGCGACGAGCCAGCCCAAGUGGUGCAUCCGCUCUGCCCCUUGGACACCGAGAUCUUCCCUGGUAAUGAGCACUGCUACCGGCUGGUGGCAGAGAAGGCAGCCUGGCUGCAGGCGCAGGAGCAGUGCCGAGCCUGGGCCGGGGCCGCCCUGGCUAUGGUGGACAGUCCUGCCAUCCAGCACUUCCGGGUCUCCCGGGUCACCAGAAGCCUGGAUGUGUGGAUUGGUUUCUCUGCUGUGGAGGUAAUGGUGGCAGGCGUGCCCCUGGCUGAGGCCUUCAGCCUGGAGAGCUGCCAGAACUGGCCUCCUGGGGAGCCACACCCUGCCUCGGCUGAGCGCUGCAUGAGGCUCGGGCCCACCGGCCAGUGCAACACGGACCUGUGCUCCGCGCCGCAUAGCUACGUGUGUGAGCUGCAGCCUGGAGGCCCCGUGUGGGACGCGGAGAACUUCCUUAUGGGAGCGCCCGUUGGGGACCUGCAGGGGCCCCUGAGCCUCCUGGUGCAGCUGGAGGCCCUCUCAGCCCCGCAGGAGGCUGUGGAGGUGAUGGUGUUUGCAGGCCUGGGCCUGAGCCGAGAGGCCUUCCUCACCACUGCUGAGUUUGGGACUCAGGCGCUCGGCCGGCCUGCCCAGCUGAGGCUGCAGGUGCACCGGCCCCAGAGAGGAGCAGACUGGGGCCCGACACCCCUCUUCUCCUUGCAGGAGCCCCAGAAAAACAGCAGUGCACCUGACAGCAGGACCCUGGAGAACAGCACCGAGCUGGUCCCUGCGUGCACCCCAGGGGGACACCUGUGCCCCAGAUCCAACAUCUGCCUGCCACUAGAUGCCCCCUGGCGCCCUCAGGCCUGUGCUAACGGGUCCUCGCCGGGGCCAGGGCGCCCUGGGGCCUCCUACCCACUGUGGCAGGAGCUCCUUUUCUCCUUGCCGGCUGGGCCGCUGGCCCAGUACUCGGUCACCUUCCAUGGCCAAGACAGACCCCUGCUCCCCGGUGACCUCAUCAGCUUGCAGCAUGAUGCUGGGGCAGGCGCCCUCCUGCACUGCCCGCCAGCGCACAGCCACUCUGGCUCCGAGGUCCCGUACUUCUCCACGAGUGCCUUGGCCUGGCUGACCCGCCUGCCCGCCCAGCUGGAGGUGGCCCCAGCCGGCCCUGCCUGCACACUGAGGCUGCUGGCUGCCACAGAACAGCUCACCCCACUGCUGGAUAUGAGGCCCAAUCCGGGGCUGCGGCGGCCGGGGCACUAUGAAGUCCGGGUCAUGGUGGGCAACAGCGUGUCCAGGCAGAACCUGUCCCGCAGCUUCACUGUGCUGUCCCCAGUGGCUGGGUUGCGAGUCUUCCACCCCAUCCCCCCAGAUGGUCACUUCUAUGUGUCCACCAACGGCUCGGCCUUGGUGCUUCAGGUGGACUCCGGUGACAGUGCCACAGCCACAGCGCACUGGCUUGGAGGCAGUGUCCACGCACCCUUUGAGGCCACAUGCCCCACCACAGUGGCCGCCCUGGUGCCUGGCUAUGCCAAGGCCAACGCCACCCUGUUCUCAGUGUUGGCGCUGCCUGGGCUCAGCAAGGGUGAGCACACUGUGGAGGUGGUGGUGGAGAACAGCGCCGGCUGUGCCAACCUCAGCCUGCCAGUGAGGGCGGAGGAGCCCAUCAGCGGCCUCCAGGCCCCGCCCUGCCCCGAGGCCUGCGUGCUGCAGGGCGUCCUGGUGAGGUACAGCCCUGUGGUGAAGGCCGGUUCAGACGUGAUCUUCCACUGGACCAUCGACGACAAGCAGUCCCUGACCUUCCACAAUGUGGUGUUCAACGUCAUCUACCAGAGGGCCGCUGUCUUCAAGCUCCUGCCCACUGUCCACUGCCUGUCUCCACGGCUGACAGCUUCCAACCAUGUGAGCAAUGUCACUGUGAACUACAAUGUCACCGUGGAGCACAUGCACAGGAUGCAGGGCCUCCGCAUGUCUGUGGUGUUGCCCGUGCUGCCCCUCGGUGCCACACUAGCGCUGGCUGCCGACGUGCUCAUGGACACAGCCGUGGACGUGUCCUUUCUGUGGACCUUCUGGGAUGGCGAGCAGGUGACGGGCCAGUUCAAGCCUCCGUACAAAGAAUCCUUCCAGGUCCCAGACCCCACAGUGGCCCAGGAGCUGGUGGAGCACAACAUCACGCACAGCUACACAGUCCCGGGUGUGUACAACCUGACCUUGCUCUUGUCCAGUGCUUUCGAGAACCUGACUUGGCAAGUACCUGUGAGUGUGCGCGCCUCCCUACCCGCCGUGUCUGUGGCUGUGGGCAGCCACGUCUUGGUGGCGGGGCAGCCUGUCACCUCCCCACAUCUACUGCCUUCGCCCAUGGAUGUCCGUAGAUUGUGGGACUUCGAGGACUGCUCCCCAGCCCUGAUGCAGCACCAGCCUGAGGUCAACCACACAUUUGCCUCGCAGGGCAUGUACCAUGUCUGCCUGGAGGCCAACAACAUGGUGAGCAACGCGGCCUGCACUAGCAUCCACGUCCUUGACGGGCUCCAUGGCCUGGGCGUGAGGCUCAGCCCCACUAUGGAGCAGGGCGCACCAGUGGUCAUCAGCGCCACCCUGGAGUCAGGUGAUAAUGUUAUGUGGACUUUUGACAUGGCGGAUGACAUGAUAAACAGUGGCUCCCACGCACUUGUGGAGCACUGGUACCUGCAAGCACAGAACCAUACGGUGACUGUGGGAGCGGCUUGCUGGCUGGCCCAGAGCCUCUCUGUGCAGGUCUUUGUCCUUGAGGUGCUGUGGAUCGACCCCACGGGCUGCAUCCCUGAGCAGCCCCAUGCUCGGCUCACAGCCCAUGUCACCGGGAACCCUGCCCUCUACAUCUUUGACUGGACCUUUGGGGACGGCCCAUCCAACAUGACCAUCCAGGGGGACCCCACAGGGACACACAACUUCACACGGAGUGGCACGUUUCCCCUGGCACUGGACCUGUCGAGCCACGUGAAUGAGGCACACUACUUCACCAGUGUCUGUGUGGAGCCCGAGGUGGGCAACGUCACCCUGUGGCCUGAGAGGCAGUUUGUGCAGCUUGGGAAUGCAGCCCAGCUGGCUGCCUGUGCGUGGCCCCCCUCUUCCUACCGCUACACCUGGGACUUUGACACGGAGGCUGCCACCCACACCGGGAGCUCCCAGGCCACAGUCACCUACCGAGACUCGGGCUCCUACCUGGUGACGGUCACAGGGUCCAAGAAUGUCUCGGCUGCCAAUGACUCAGCACUUGUGGAGGUGCAGGAGCCCGUGGAGCUCACAGGCAUCGAGGUCAACAGCUCCCAUGUGCUGGAGCUGCAGCAGCCCUACCUGCUGUCUGCUGUGGGCCGUGGGCACCCCGCCACCUACUUGUGGGAGCUGGGGGAUGGCAGGUGGCUUGAGGGCCCCAUGGUCAACCAUGUCUACAAUAGCACAGGCCGCUUUGCCAUCAGGGUGGUGGCUUGGAAUGAGGUGAGCCUCAGCGAGGCCAGGCUGAACGUCACAGUGCAGCAGCGUGUACGGGGGCUCAGUGUCAACGCCAGCUGCACGGUGGUGCCCCUGAAUGGCAGUGUGAACUUCAGCACAUUGCUGGAGGCAGGCAGUGACGUGCGCUAGUGCUGGGUGCUCUGUGACCACUGCACACUCAUCCCUGGGGGCCCCACCAUCUCCUACACCUUCCGCUCGGUGGGCACCUUCAACAUCAUUGUCACAGCCGAGAACAAGGUGGGUGCCACCCAGGACAGCAUCUUCGUCUAUGUCCUGCAGCGUAUCGAGGGGCUACAGGUGGUGGGUGGUGGUGGCAGUGGCUGCUUCCCCACCAACCACACGCUGCAGCUGCAGGCCAUGGUCCAUGAUGGCACCAACGUCUCCUACAGCUGGACUGCCCAGCGGGACGGUGGCCUGGCCUUGGCUGGCAGCAGGAAAACCUUCCUGCUCACUGUGCUCGGGGCUGGCACGUACCAUGUCCAUCUGCGGGCCACCAACAUGCUGGGCAGUGCCUCAGCCACUUGCACUGUGGACUUUGUGGAACCUGUGGGGUGGCUCUCUGCGGCUGCCUCCCCAAACCCAGCUGCUGUCAACACGAGUGUCACUCUCUGUGUUGAGCUGGCUGGUGGCAGCAGUGUCAUUUAUACCUGGUCCCUGGAGGACGGGCUGAGCUGGGAGACCCCAGAGCCCUCCACCCUCCAUGCCUUUGUUACCCCCGGCCUGCACCUGGUCACAGUCACAGCCAAGAAUGAACUGGGCUCAGCCAAUGCCGCCAUUGAGGUGGCCGUGCAGGUGCCUGUGAGCAGUCUCAGCAUCAGGGCUGGUGAGCUAGACUGUGGCUUCAUGACACCCAGCUCCACUGUGCCCUUCUGGGGGCAGCUGGCCUUGGGCAGCAACGUGAGCUGGUGCUGGGCCGCUCUGGGUGGCAGCAAGCAUGGCCAGCAUGUCACCAUGGUCUUCCCUGAUGCCAGCACCUUCUCUUUUCAGCUCAGCGCCUCCAAUGUAGUCAGCUGGCUGGUAGCCACACACAGCCUCACAGUGGAGGAGCCCAUUGUGGGCCUGGCGCUCUGGGCCAGCAUCAAGGUGGCAGUGCUUGGUCAGCUGGUCCACUUUCAGAUCCUGCUGGCCACUGGCUCAGCUGUCAGCUUCCACCUGCAGGUCAAUGGGGCCGUCCCUGAGGUGCUCUCUGGGCCUCAGUUCUCCCACAGCUUCCCCCGCGUUGGGGACCACGCAGUGAGUGUCCAGGCUGAGAAUCACGUGAGCAGGGCCCAGGCCCGGGCGCGCAUCUUGGUGCUGGAGGCCGUGGUCGGGCUCCAGGUGCCCAACUGCUGUGAGCCUAGCAUUGCCACGGGUGCGAGGGACUUCACGGCCCAGGUGCAGUGGGGCUCCCGCAUCGCCUAUGCGUGGUACUUCUCCUUGCAGAAGGUCCAGGGGGACUCGCUGGUCAUCCUGUCGGGCUGCAAUGUCACGUACCCUGUGGCCACAGGGUUGCUGGAGAUCCAUGUGCGAGCCUUCAACGAGCUGGGGGGAGUGAACCGCACACUGGUGGGUGAGGUCCAGGGUGUCAUCCAGCACGUGGCACUGCACAGCGGCCGCUGUUUCACCAACCGCUCAGCCCAGUUUGAGGCUGCCAUGAGCCCCAGUGCCUGGCGUGUGGCCUACCACUGGGACUUUGGGGAUGGGGCCACAGUGGAGGACACACAGGAGCCCUGGGCUGACCAUUCCUACCUGCGGCCUGGGGACUACUGUGUAGAGGCGAAUGCCUCCAACCCAGUGAGCUUUUUUGUGGCACAGACCACCAUCACCGUCCACGUGCUGGCCUGCAGGGACCCUGGAGAGGAGGUGGCCCUGCCCUUGCGGGUGCUCAUGCGGUGCUCCCAGCGCAACUACCUGGAAGCCCAUGUUGACCUAUGGGACUGCGUCACCUAUCAGACUGAGUAUCGCUGUUAGGUGUACUGCACCACUAGCUGCCAGCAGCUUGGGCACAUGGCCCGUGUGGCCUUGCCCAAUGUGGACAUGAGACAGGCCUAGCUGGUGGUGCCACGGCUGGCACUGCCCGUGGGCCACUACUGCUUUGUGUUUGUGGUGUCAUUUGGGGACACACCACUGGCGCAAAGCAUCCAGACCAAUGUGACAGUGGUCCCCGAACGCCUGGUGCCCAUUAUUGAGGGUGGUUCGUACCGUGUGUGUGGUCAGAUGCUCAGGACCUAGGUGCCAGAUGGGAGCAAGUCCUACAACCCCAACUUGGAGGAUGGUGACCAGACCCCGCUCAGCUUCCACUGGGCCUGCGUGGCCUUGAUGCAGAGUGAGACAGGAGGGUGUGCACUCUCCUUCGGGCCCCGUGGGAGCAGCACGGUCACCCUCCCCUGGGAGUGCCUGCAAGCCAGCGUGGAGUACACCUUCAGCCUGACUGUGUGGAAGGCGGGCAGGAGGGAGGAGGCCACCAACCAGACACUGAGUGUGCUGAUCCGGAGCAGCCGGGUGCCCAUUGUGCCCUUGGAGUGUGUGUCCUGCAAGGCGCAGGCAGUGUACGCAGUGAGCCGCAGCUCCUAUGUGUACCUGGAGGGCCGCUGCACCAAUUGCCGCGGGGACUUCAAACAAGGGCGCUGGGCCGCGCACACCUUCGGCAAUGAGACGCUGGUGCUGGGCGAGGCCAGCACAUCCAACGGAAGCUCCCGUAUGCAGCUGGUUGUGCAGCACCGCGUGCUACAGGACGGCGAGGACUAAACGUUCAUGCUCACGGUGCUGGGCCGCUCGGGUGCACUUCGAGUGCAUGUGUGAGUGCAGCCAGGCCGGGUGCGGGCGUGUGGGCUGGCCUCAGGUGGGGUUUGUAGGGCCCCGGUGAUGCUAUGGGGGCCCGCCGGCUGGCAGGAUGCAGAGGGUGCGGGUGCCCCGCUGGUGUAUGCCCUGCUGCUGCGGCACUGUUGCCAGGGCCACUGCGAAGAGUUCUGUGUGUACAAGGGCAGCCCGUCUGCCUACAGGGCCGUGCUUCCCCCGGGCUUCGCACCCCACUUCCAGGUUGGCCUGGCCGUGACAGUGCAGGACCAGCUGGGCGCCUCUGUGGUUGCCCUUGACAGGUGAUCUCUGGCCAUCGCCCUGCCAGAGCCCCCAGGAGCCUCCCUGGACCUCAUGGCCUGGCUGCACAGCCUCGCAGAGAACAUGCUGCCCGGGCUCCUGACACAGGCUGACCCCCAGCACGUGAUAGAGUACUCAUUAGCGCUCAUCACUGUGCUCAACGAGUAUGAGCAAGCCCUGGCUGCAGCAGCAGAGUUGGACCCCAGGCAACAGCUUCGAGCCCAGAUACACAAGAAUGUCACUGAGACUCUGGUCUCCCUGCGGGUAACACUGGACGAAAUCCAGCAGAUCGCGGCCAUACUGGCCCAGUGCACGGCAUCCAGCCCAGAGCUCGUGUGCCGCUCGUAUUUGAAGAAGACACUGCACAAGCUGGAAGCCAUGAUGCUCGUCGUGCAGGUAGAGAAGGUCACAGGCACAGGGACGCCCACCACCAUUGCCGACAGCAUCCUCAGCUUCACUGGCGGCCUCAUCGACCUGACCAGCUCAGACAUGGAGGGCCCACAGCCCUCUGAGCUGGGGGCCAUGCCGCCGGCGCUGAUGGUGGCAUCCAGGGCCUACCACCUCUCCUCGGCCCUCAUGCGCAUCCUCAUGCGCUCCCGUGUGCUUGAUGAGGAGCCCCUGACGCUGGUGGGCAAGGAGAUCGUGGCGCAGGGCAAGCGCUCAGACCUGCGGAGCCUGCUGUAGGGUGCUGCCUCGGGCCCUGGCUGCCACUUCUCCAUCCCCACGGCCUUCAGCGGGGCCCUGUCCAACCUCACCGACGUGGUGCAGCUCAUCUUCCUCGUCCACUCCAACCCCUUCCCCUUUGGCUACAUUGGCAACUACACGGUCUCUACCAAGGUGGUAUCCAUGGCCUUCCAGACACAGGCCGGUGCCCAGAUCCCCAUUGGGCAGCUGGCCUCAGAGCGUGCCAUCACCGUGAAGGUGCCCAGCAGCUCCGACCAGGUGGCCCAGGGCCCGAGAGUCCCUUCCAGCUCCAUUGUCAUUCCACCCACCUCGGUCAGUGUGGUGGUCGCCCCUGAGAACAGCAGUCCCGAGGCGGGGCUGCACCUGCUGCUCACCUACAGGGUGCUGCACGGGUGCAACCUGCCUGAAGAGCCUGAGCCCUACCUGGCUGCCUACCUGCAUUCAGUACCAUUGCCCAACGAGCAUAACUGCUCAGCCAGCAGGAAGAUCAGCUUGGAGGCUCUGGCAGGAGGCGACCACAGGCUCUAUACCUUCUUCAUGGUCCCAGGGACCAGAGAGCCAGGUGGGACGUACUACCUGAACCUGACCAGCCACUUCCACUGGUUGGCGCUUGAAGUGUCUGUGGGCCUGUACGCGUCGCUGUGCCAGUACUUCAGUGAGGCAGAGAUGACAUAGCGGACGGAGGGGCUCCUGCCCCUGGAGAGGACCUCGCCCAGCCAGGCUGUCUGCCUCACCCGUCACCUUACCAACUUUGACGCCAGCCUCUUCGUGCCCCCCAGCCGCAUCCACUUCAUCUUCCCAGAGCCAGCCUCGGGCCUGAACUACACUGUCCUGCUGAUGUGCGCCAUGUGCCUGGUGACCUACGCAGUCAUGGUGGUGAUCCUGAGUAGGCUGGACCGGCUGGAUGUCAGUCGGGUCCAGGUCAUUCCUUUCUGAAAGAAGGGAGGCCGCUUCAAGUAUGAGAUUCUGGUGAAGACCGGCUGGGGCCGAGGCUCUGGUACCAUGGCGCACAUGGGUAUCAUGCUUUAUGGGGUGGAGAGCCGGAGCAGCCACCGGCAUCUAGAUGGGGACAGAGCCUUCCACCGCAACAGCCUGGACAUCUUCCAGAUCGCCACCCCACACAGCCUGGGCAGCGUGUGGAAGAUCCACGUGUGGCAUGACAACAAAGGGCUCAGCCCUGCCUGGUUCCUGCAGCAUGUCAUGGUCAGGGACCUGCAGACAGCCCGCAGCACCUUCUUCCUGGUCAACGACUGGCUGUUGGUGGAGACUGAGGCCAAUGGGGGUCUGGUGGAGAAGGAGGUGCUGGCAGCAAGUAAGGCCCAUCCUGUGACAUGGCGGUGCCGGGGCCGUCUGGUGGCUGAGCUGCAGCAGCUCUUUGACAAGCACAUCUGGCUCUCCAUAUGGGACCGGCCGCCUUGAAGCCGCUUCAGAGUCCAGCAGGCCACCUGCUGUGUCCUCCUCAUCCUCUUCCUGGGCACCAAUGCUGUGUGGUACGGGGUCCUG